AUGGAUUUUAUAACAACAAACAGCAGCUGCAGCAACGCGACCGGCGGUCACCCUCAAGGGGUGGACGUGGUGGCCGACUGGGACGGGGGUGAGAAUGCCACGGGGUCUGGGUCUCUGCCAGAUGUGGAGCUGAGCUACCAGAUUAUUACCUCUCUGCUCCUGGGGUCCCUCAUCCUCUGCUCCAUAUUUGGCAAUGCGUGCGUCGUGGCAGCCAUCGCCCUGGAGAGAUCUCUCCAGAACGUGGCCAACUACCUGAUCGGAUCCCUGGCCGUGACAGACCUCAUGGUAUCGGUGCUGGUUCUGCCAAUGGCGGCCCUCUACCAGGUUUUGAACAAGUGGACACUGGGGCAGGAGAUCUGUGAUUUAUUCAUCUCUCUGGAUGUACUGUGUUGCACAUCCUCCAUCCUCCACCUGUGCGCGAUUGCCUUGGACAGGUACUGGGCCAUAACAGACCCCAUUGACUAUGUAAAUAAACGGACACCGAGGCGAGCUGCGCUCUUGAUUAGCGUGACCUGGCUGGUUGGCUUCUCCAUCUCUAUCCCGCCUAUGUUAGGCUGGAGAAGCGCCGAAGACAGGGCGAACCCCGACGCCUGCAUCAUCAGCCAGGACCCGGGCUACACCAUCUACUCCACUUUUGGGGCUUUUUACAUCCCCCUUAUCCUCAUGUUGGUCCUAUACGGGCGAAUAUUCAGGGCUGCGCGCUUUCGGAUUCGAAAGACGGUCAAGAAAACCGAGACAGCGAAAGUGUCCGACAAGUGCUCUACCGUGUCUCCGGCCAUCUUCCACAAGAGAACCAACGGGGAGGCCGGGGUCAAAGGCUGGAAGCGCAGCGACGAGUCUAAGCCAAGCUCUCCGUGCGUCAACGGCGCGGUGAAGCACGGGGAGGAGGGCGAGUCCUUGGAGAUCAUAGAAGUCAUCGGCAACUCGAAGACGCACCUGCCUCUGCCCAACACCCCUCAGUCCUCCUCGCACGAGAACAUGAACGAAAAGAACUCGGGGGCGAAGAGAAAGCUGGCGCUGGCCAGGGAGCGUAAGACGGUGAAAACACUGGGGAUCAUCAUGGGGACUUUCAUCUUCUGCUGGCUGCCCUUCUUCAUCGUCGCCCUGGUGCUGCCGUUCUGUGCGGAGCGCUGCUACAUGCCCGAGUGGCUGGGCGCAGUCAUAAACUGGCUGGGCUACUCUAACUCUCUCCUCAACCCCAUCAUAUAUGCCUACUUCAACAAAGACUUCCAAAGUGCUUUCAAGAAGAUUAUAAAAUGCAAAUUCCACAGACCGUAG
Messenger RNA from Xiphias gladius (swordfish), 1278 nucleotides. RefSeq names its product 5-hydroxytryptamine (serotonin) receptor 1A a (gene htr1aa). The record is from RefSeq and is a predicted model, not a curated record. The transcript has a single exon. NCBI's taxonomy places the organism in Eukaryota, Metazoa, Chordata, Actinopteri, Istiophoriformes, Xiphiidae. Gene Ontology annotation, cellular component: plasma membrane. Gene Ontology annotation, molecular function: G protein-coupled serotonin receptor activity. The coding region runs from base 1 to 1278 and encodes 425 amino acids. Gene Ontology annotation, biological process: adenylate cyclase-activating adrenergic receptor signaling pathway; regulation of behavior; regulation of vasoconstriction.